AUGGAAAUAAAUAUCAACACAUCUAAUUUAACUUUACAGGAAUUACAGAAUCAAGUUAUAGAAUUAAAAGCAGAAUUAGAAAAAAUCACUCGACCAUCAAAUCAACAUAUUAAAGGUUACCAGAGUUUGCAUUUAGAUUUGGCAGGAGAAAAUACAGGAUGGGGUGAUUGUAUAAAUAAUUCACAAAUAAUAAUUGCAGAUAUCACCAAAUCUAUCAGACAAAAAGAACUUGGUAAAGGUUAUGUUACAGAUUCAGAUGGUAAUGAAUCAGAAUUUAAACACGAAACUGUAAAUAUGUAA
Messenger RNA from Entrophospora sp. SA101, 300 nucleotides. Lineage: Eukaryota; Fungi; Glomeromycota; Glomeromycetes; Entrophosporales; Entrophosporaceae. The record is from the annotation of a GenBank genome assembly.